GGUGUACGAUCAGUGUCGGGCCGACCGGCAUCGUGUGUAGGUGGUGGAGCCACGUUUGUCCUGACAGUUUAUUUCCAAGUCGACCGAGUUCCACGAGACCAGACCGGAUAGUUUAAACAGCCGUAAAACGGGAUUCUGGUUGUUUCGAGGUCGGACGACAGCCGAGAAAUAGCAGAAGAACUUAGCUAUUUUUACACGCACGUGUUCCGAAAGUUUAACCAGUAUCUCCAAAGAAAACAUGUUAAAGAAGAUUUUUCCAAAGAAUUCUUCGAAAAGGAUGUUCCAGCAAUCACAGUGCGAUACAAUGAAAUAAACGAGGGGAAAAGAAAGUUUCUAAAUUAGAAAGCAAUUACACUUGAGAUACAGUAAGAAGUUACCAUAUAAAAGGAAAUGGAAGCCACUGAAUGGAAUAUCGCUGAAAGCAGUGGCGAAAAUCAUCAAAAUGAGUGCCUAAAGAAAAUAAUGAAGAUAUACGAGAAUUGAAGAGAAGAAUACAAUAAAAAAAUUAAUCAAAAGUAUUAUAGAAACAAUUAACAAGCACAAGAAGGUGGAACAAUUUAAUAUGCCCUAAAUUAAUUUAGUAAAAAGAAAAGCAAUCAUAAUUAAAUCAAGUUAUAGUAUUAAAAAGAAAUUCAUUUAAUUUAUAAGCAAUUCGUUAAACCGAUCGUUAAUAUAGAAAUAUAUAAAAUGUGCUUCGAAUCAUAUUAACUUUGCUUCGUAAUAAAAGAUACAGCAAAAAAAAAAAGGAGGUUUAAUUAAUACAGUUCAAUUAAUAUUCAAUCCUAUGUUAAGAACAAAGGAUUGUUAGUUAAAAUGAUCGUACGAAACUCAUAAAACUUCUGUACAAAGCUGUUCAUAUGACGUGACAAUGUUGCCUUUGGAAUAUCGCGAAUUCAGUGUGGUGAUGUUUUAAUUUCGUGAAACAAUUAAGCCAGUUCACAAAGGAGAAGUGGUAUCACCGGGUCGAUCAAAUUUAUAUUCCGGCUUACUCAAAGGAUCAAACGAAAUGGCAAGUCGAAUGAAGGCUUUAUACAACCAGGUAAUGUUUGAGAGACGGAUACUUCUUGGCUGUACCAUUCUUGUGGGACUAUCGGUGUGCAUAUGGGCGGUUGCCAUUGGAACCGAUCAUUGGUUCACGGUUGAAGCACCGGAUGAAACAGGUCUACCCCUUGGGGAUGCUGGCAAAGCUGGCAGGAGAUUGAUCUAUAAACAUAUGGGUCUCUGGAGAGGCUGCAUCCGGGGGGUAGCACCAGAAUCCGUAAACUCCACCGUGAUGGUUCCAUACAAGGAAUGCAAGAACCUGGACAUGUUCCCGACCGACAUGCAGAUCAAAUUAGAUCCCGGAUUGAACAGAACCGUUGUCAAUUAUUCCAGGACACAGGUGUCGUUCGCAUUGAUCAGCCUGUUCGUAAUGAUAAUGGGCUUCUCUUUCUCCAUCUAUACGUUCCGUAAUCCACGAUACAUGUUCAAACGACUGGCCGGUGGUAUACACUUCAUUAGCGGUGCUUGCAACAUGGUGGUGAUACAAGUGCUUCUAUCAUCGAUCGAAUUCGAAAGUAAAUACGUAUUCGCAACAUUUCCUAAGGGUGCGGUAAUGAGGUACGACUUCUCUUUGAUUCUCGCCUGGAUCGUGUUCCUGUGCAAUUUGCUGUCAGGACUCGCGUUCAUGGUGUUCUCCAGGAAACGCAAGAGGGACAAAGCACCCACGGAAGAGAUCGCGAUGGCCGAUGAACCGACGAUCAUCGGUCGUUGAAUUCGUUCCGGAUUUCUUUCUCAGACUUUACUGAGAAACAUGGUCGCGUGCGCGAAUGGAAAUUUAUGAUUCAGGGUAUCGUGCAUGGAUCGACGGUAAUAAAAGACGGAUACGUAGGAAUCGUACGGGAAAGAACGCGAGGAGAUAGUUGUACGAGAAUAUUUCAAACGAUUUCUGAACGAUUAGAAACUUUCAGAUCGUUGCAAAUUUUGGAAGCGUUGGAAGAUAAAAUGUCUUGGUGCACUUGCUUCGUUUCGUCCCUCAAAAUUAACAAUUCGAUUAAUUUUGGGAACUCGUAAUUUAAUGUAAAUAAUUUUGAGAAUAUUUUAAUUAACAAAGGUGAAAAUUUGCACAAUUAUAAAUAUUCCAUAAGGGAAACAAUUCGAUUUCUACUGAAACUUAAUAGAACGAUUGAAAUUCUUAAUUGACAACGAUUUUUAAAUUAAAUCGUAUGAAUGAAAGUUGAAAUAUAUUUAGUGAAAAAAUUCUCUGCGGUCGUUAAAACUGUGGAACGCAAGUGCACUGUGUUCUCUGAUCCUUCAACACCCCCACCCCCUCAAACACUUGGAGUAAUCGAUACUGUCAUAAAGCAGUUUUGCGAUGUACUUUGAAGAUAUGAAUUGUCUCGUUACCUCGUAUUGAACAAUCAACAAUUAGAAUAGAAAUACUCGGAGAAGAACACGAUUCGAACGAAACCUACACGAUAAAUGCAAUGCUAUUUUUCUACUACGUUGAAAUGAUAAAAUUUAAGACACUUUCUACGGUGGGACCAUUGCAUAUAAAUUGAAGAAAUAUUUUCCCUUAAGAAAAUUAAAUAGCAAUAGUCCUUGCGUAUUCAUAAUUAUUUUUCUACGUGGAACCGUAUAUUUUUCUACCCUAUUCUAUAAUAUAUACGAAUCGUAAAAAACAAGAACAUAUAUAUUAACCCUUUGAAGAAUCUGAAAUAAAUCAGAAUGAAAAUGUGGUUCAUCGUGGCAACAAAAUAGUUUGAAAACUAUAAUAAUUGUAAAUAAAUGUUCAUAUCUAUAUAAUAGAAAAUUUGGAAAGUAUUUAACGCUACCGUUGUCUCUGUUAAAGGUGGUGAAGUUUAACUCGUGCGAUAUUCGAAAUUGAGAAACUAUUUUGGCUAUUAAUUACGACAGUAAUUUGCAAUCUCUAAGAACAGACAAUUCUGGGGGUGAGAGGUGGGUUACAUAUAGAACACAAAAGAUCGUUCCUCAAGGAUAUUACCAUUUUCAGGGAACAAUAUAGUUCUAUAAUAAAUAGAUAUGAUCCUCAGUAUAAUCAAACUUUUCGAUUCUAGUCGUUAUCUAGUCAUUGUUCCUCGUGAAUGAAACGUUAAUCGAAUCUCAAAAAUAUGACCUCGUGUCACUAAAGAAUAUUUAAAAAGAAAAUACUUUGUCCGUUCAUAGAUAAUGUCACGUCCAAUCUAUUAAUUAAACCUUUUAAUUAAAUCGAAAAUGGUGCGAAGUGAAAUGUAUACCAAAAAAUGUAAGUUAACGAUAUUUAAAAAUAAUCCUUGCACCAUUUUCGCUUUUGAAUACUCUAACAGUUCAUCCAACGAGACGAGACAGUAAAUGUGUUUUUUAUUUAUACUUUGAACUGCGACGCGUUGAACAAUUUGUGAUUGUUUGGAGUUUCCAGUUUUGUUACCCCCUUUGUUUCCUGGGAUUGUGUGAAUCAACGUUCGCUGAUCGUUAAUCGAACACGCAAUACUUAUUAAUCUUUAAUAUCUUUCAAUGUCUUUAAGAAAUAAAACAGAAACAAAUUAAAUAAGUUGUAUCGUAAUUUAAGUACUCAGCAAAGUAUGUUAGAUACUAAUUCGUUUUCAAGAAUGUUGUUGGAAACUACAUGCCCUGUUUAGAGCUGUGGAGAAGUUUUUAAGGAAGUUAUAUAAUCAUUGCAUCGAUUAGCAAACGUUGAUCAAAAAAUGAUUUACACGAAAGUGUCUGGUUGAAAGUUCCUUCGCCUUUUGCUUGUUGAGUAUAAGCAGCUGCCCACGCGUUCUAAUAAAAGACAUCUACUUUAUACACAUGUACGCGAACACGAGAAUUAAUUGUAAUUGCUCUUUUCCACGAUCGAAAUAAAGCGUAUUCACGUUUAUCGAUGAAA
Messenger RNA from Osmia bicornis bicornis, 3865 nucleotides. RefSeq names its product transmembrane protein 114. Gene Ontology annotation, cellular component: plasma membrane. The record is from RefSeq and is a predicted model, not a curated record. The coding region runs from base 1007 to 1753 and encodes 248 amino acids. Lineage: Eukaryota; Metazoa; Arthropoda; Insecta; Hymenoptera; Megachilidae. The transcript is spliced from 7 exons.